Messenger RNA from Triplophysa dalaica, 3677 nucleotides. RefSeq names its product Rap guanine nucleotide exchange factor (GEF) 3 (gene rapgef3). NCBI's taxonomy places the organism in Eukaryota, Metazoa, Chordata, Actinopteri, Cypriniformes, Nemacheilidae. The transcript has 28 exons. Gene Ontology annotation, cellular component: plasma membrane. The coding region runs from base 379 to 2964 and encodes 861 amino acids. Gene Ontology annotation, biological process: positive regulation of GTPase activity; Ras protein signal transduction. Gene Ontology annotation, molecular function: guanyl-nucleotide exchange factor activity. The record is from RefSeq and is a predicted model, not a curated record.
GGUGUCAUCAAGCACAUGGCACACCUUAACUCAGCCUUCGCAACACACAAAGCCACAUUUUGUCACCAAUCAGAAGUUUGUUCCAGGCAGGAAGCUGGUUACUCACAUGGCCUCAGUGAUUCGAUUGAGAUCAAAACGCAGAGGUUUCCUCUGUGUACUUUACAGACAGCACAGCGAGACAUAAAGAUAAGAGAGUAGGAACGAAAGAAGAAAGCUUGAAGACUGAAAAAAGACAGAUACAGAUACGCUUUAUGACAAAAGAAAGAAUUGGAGUUCUUCUCGAAUACAAGACAGACAAGAUUGUCCUGACUGACUUAAGAAACUAAAGAAGAAAAAAUCUGUUAUUGAAAUACUGGAUAUACCGAGGUACCAGCUGUCAUGUGUUCAGCAGACACUCACAUCCAGUCACGACGCUCGUCCCUUAAACAGACACCUCUGCCAGAUGCUUUGGAGACACACGACACCAUCAAACAGUUUUUGUCUGACCGAAUCCUGAAAGCCACACGGGUGGUGUACAGCACUCUUAUGGAGCGUAACCCGGGUCUCAUAAGAGACAGAAAACACCAUCUUAAGACCUACAGACAGUGCAGCAGCGGGAAGGAGCUUGUUGAUUGGCUGAUAAAACUGAACGACUGUUUCCAGUCUCGGAGUCAGGCGGUCGGGAUGUGGCAAGUUUUGGUGGAUGAGGGCAUUCUGGGUCACGUGAAACAGGAGUUAAACUUCCAGGACAAAGACACACAAUUUUAUCGCUUCAUGGAGGCAGAAUUUGACCUUAAUGGCUCCAACAUUGAGAAAGACUCCAAAGAAGACGAGCUCCAGGAGAGUCUAUCACUGCUGGUCCAGAUGGGUCCAGAUGCUCUGCUGACUAUGAUACUGCGAAAAUGCCCGAGCCAAAGAUCUCCAGAGGACCUUGAAGUUAUUUAUGAAGAGCUUCUUCAUGUUAAAGCCGUGGCCCACUUGUCUACAUCUGUACGGAAGGAAUUGGCAGCAGUGCUGGUUUUUGAAAGCAAUGCCAAGGCGGGAACAGUCUUGUUCAGUCAGGGGGACAAAGGAACUUCCUGGUACAUCCUCUGGAAGGGCUCUGUUAAUGUCAUCACCCACGGCAAGGGGUUGGUUACCACACUUCAUGAAGGGGACGACUUUGGACAACUGGCUCUGGUGAAUGACGCCCCCCGUGCCGCCACUAUCAUCCUAAGGGAGGACCACUGCCACUUCCUGCGGGUGGACAAGCAGGACUUCAUACGAAUCCUUAAGGACGUGGAGGCCAACACCGUCCGUCUGGAAGAACACGGUAAAGUGGUUCUAGUCCUGGAAAAGAUCUCAGCGCAGGACUCCAGCUAUCAGGGUGGAUCAGCAAACAGCAACAGAUAUACAGUAAUGUCAGGAACGCCAGAGAAGAUUUUAGAACACAUGCUUGAGAAGAUUAAAUUGGAAACUAAUGGAAGCGAUUUUAUAGAUCCUAGCGUGAGCGACUUCCUCUUAACUCACCCCGUCUUCAUGCCCUGCAGUCAGCUCUGUGCCGCCCUACAGCAUCAUUACCAAGCAGAACCGUCUGAAGGCACGGAUCUGGAGAAGGCAGCGUAUGCUCUCAAUACCAAGCAGAAGAUUGUAAAGCUGGUGUGUCAAUGGGUGGCUCUGUAUGGUUUGCUGCUGAGGGACGACCCUGUGGGUUCUGAAUUCCUGGAGAAAUUCAGAGAGGGGGUGAUGGCUGAUUCCAGACUCUCCAAUAUGCUUAAAGAACAACUGAGGGACCGGAGAAAAAUCAAAAUAACCGAGAACGGAUGCCAAACUUUAACAAAGCUCAACCAAAAGUUCGAUUGGUUUUCAAAAUAUGAGGAACCUGCGGGGAAAUUGCGAUCGAUAAGAGCCCAAGAUAAAGUCUUGUACGAGAUCUUAAAACCGGACCAUAAAGUCGUGACGCUGAUGUUACCAGUCGAUGCCUCUGUGAAGAACAUCUUGUCUACAUUAGUGGAUCCUGACAGCAACUAUGUCCUGGUGAAGAUGAAUUCUUCGGGAGACAGAGUCCAGCUCAAGUUGGAAGCCACAGCGGUCUCUGCCUCUCUUGGAGUGAACGAGAGGCUUUUUCUCUGCACUACAGACCAAGUGGAGCAACUGACCCCUGUAAAAGACCAGCUCGGCCCUGAGAAGAACACCAUAGAUACGCUGGAGCAGAUGGGAUCCAAGGACAUCGCAUGCCAGCUCACCGGCUACGACUGGGAGAUCUUCAAUGCCAUGCAUGAGGUGGAGUUGGUCUACUACGUUUUUGGACGAGACAAGUUCCCAGGUGCCACCACGGCUAACCUUGAACGUUUUGUCCGUCGUUUCAAUGAGAUUCAGUAUUGGGUUGUUACUGAAUUGUGUCUCUGUGAAGAUCUGGUCAAGAGAGCAACGCUACUGAAGAAGUUUAUCAAGAUAGCCGUUGUUUUAAAAGAACAGAAAAACCUGAACUUAUUCUUCGCCGUGAUGUUCGGGCUCAGUAACAGCGCUGUUCAGAGACUAAAUAAAACAUGGGAGAGACUUCCAAACAAAACCAAGAGGAUCUACUGUGCAUAUGAAAGACUGAUGGAUCCAUCCCGAAAUCACCGAGCCUACAGACUGACUGUCUCUAAACUCAGCCCUCCAUACAUCCCCUUCAUGCCGCUGCUACUUAAAGAUAUGACAUUUAUCCAUGAAGGAAACAAGAACUUCACUGAUAAACUAGUCAACUUUGAGAAAAUGCGUAUGAUCGCGAGGACAGUGAAAACAGUUCGGGAAUGCAGAAGUCAACCUUACGUUCCUUCAUCUCCACAAAAGGGUCUGACAGAGAGAAUGUUUUUGGAUGCACAAGCAAUACGAAUAUCAACAUAUUCAGAUCAAUCUCUGAACCUGCGCAGUGGAACUUUUGAAAGACAGUACAUUCAAAACCUUAAAGUGAUUGACAAUCAGAAGAAACUAACUCAGCUAUCCAGAACCAUAGAACGCUGAGAGACCACGAGACGGCCUUUCUUCACCCCUGCUCUGCUCCAUAUUGGAGAAAAAAACAUUUUAUGCGACCUAUGGAAUCCAUGAUCACCCUAUGUGUGGUUAUGUGGUGUUACAGUCAGUGCUUCAUGGACUGAGCUAAGCCAAGCACUUCUCCAAAAAUGUUGCGGUGCCCCCUGUGGGCCAAAUCUGACACACACUAAACCACAAGCAAUGAAUUUCACUUUAGUGCUGCUGGCAAUAACUGUUAUUUAUACAUUUGUAUACUAUAACAUUGUUGAGUUUCUGUUUCUUGGUUUAUAAGCUUGAGAUAAACAUAUGUAGACAUGCACACGCAUGCGGUCAUUGUAGUUUUAAAGAAAUAAUUAACUUAUGGUUGAAUUAUUAAAAAUAAAUGCACGGUUUUUCACAAUUGAGUGACGGUUGAUGUGAAUUUUAAUAAUUCAACCUGUCACGACCAGUUAUUCUUAACAUUACAGUAUUCUGGAUUAGUGAAAUGUUAACCAUUGAAGUUCAUUAAGAAGCAUUUGUAGAACAACCGUGUGCAGAUUAUUAUAUACUUGUAAAUACUAUUCCAACGCUUUUGUUUAAACCAAUUAGUGCUGUAAGAUAGAACCACCAGUUUCGUAGACAUUAUAAAUAUAUAUGUGAAAGUAUAUCUUAUGCAUUUUUAUUAUGAAGUGUUUAUUUUUUAUAAAUAAAUAAAUAAUUGAAAA